Molecule: messenger RNA, 1607 nt
Organism: Chiloscyllium plagiosum (whitespotted bambooshark)
Lineage: Eukaryota; Metazoa; Chordata; Chondrichthyes; Orectolobiformes; Hemiscylliidae
Gene: slc31a2
Product: solute carrier family 31 member 2
Biological process (GO): copper ion transmembrane transport
Cellular component (GO): membrane
Molecular function (GO): copper ion transmembrane transporter activity
Source: RefSeq, a predicted model, not a curated record
UCUCACAUGGUUAGUCAGUUUCAUGUGACAGAUCGCGAGUCCCAGCCCAAUUAGCAGAAAGGGUGACUGGACGAGCAAGUUUUAAUAUGCAACUCGGAACUGACAUGUAUGCAAAGCACCGCUUGUUCUUUAUUUCCCGCACACUUCAAGAAAGUACCCUCUUCUGCAAAAUCAUUGAAAAGACACCAAAGCAAGCAUGAUGCCUAUGUAUUUCUUCGCAUCUGAUCAGGUGGUACUAUUAUUUGACUUCUGGAAUAUUCACUCUGUAGCAGGAAUGGUGCUGACAGUGGUGAUUGUUCUGCUUAUGACAGUCUUAUAUGAAAUGCUAAAAGUGGAAACAGUGAAACUGGACAAGAAAAUAUUGGAUCUGAUGGCAUCACCACCUAACCCUCAAGAUGAAACAGCAGAGACGCUACCUAUAAAUCCAAACUCUCAGAAAACCUCCUGUAAAAGGCUAUGUUCUUUAACCCGCGACUGCACAACCAAAGGGCUCUUCUGGAGCAAUGGUAGUAUCCCUGCUUCUGGGCUAGAAGACAUGGCUUCAGGUCCCACCUGCUUUAGAGAUGUGUCAUAGCACAUGUGUCAAGCAGGAAUAUUUUCAGUACAAUGUGUGUUUUCAUUUGAAAGAAAAAAUUUAGGAAAAUGCUGCAUUGUUUUCAUUGUGGUGAGAUAAUUUACACUAAUUGUAAAUAGCAAUGGAAAAAGACCAACAUUUUUUCAUGGAUAAUGUACUUUUUAAUUGUUUUGUGACAUUGUAUUGAAAAGAAAUGUUGCAUUAGAAGAAAGGAAGUGGUAUGAUUUAAAAAUGCAUGAAUUCAAUGUUUAAAAAGGUAAGUGGAAGCAGCACAAAUCCUUUUGCUAACAGUCUUGCCAAAAAAAUCUAUAUUUUGAAAGAUGUAACGAUGAACCAUUUGUUCCUAUGCAAGUGUGGUGGAAACUAGGCUUGAUCAAGUAGGGCUUCAACUGCCAUAGUCAUUAACAGAAAAACUACAUAUAAAUGUAUUUGGCUUUUCAAGGUCAAGUUUAAAUGCAUCAACCUUAAUAUAAAUUAUCAGUAAACACAUCAGAGUCCUUUUUAAAAACGAAACCCAGUGCCUUAGUGCUUUUUCUGAAGCCAGCAAUUAAAAAUUGGCUCCAUUCUGCAAAUGUGUUUUGCUCGUGAUUAAUCUUUAUUUAACCAGUGUACCUAGAUCAAGGACAAAACAUUGGGCAGAACUACUUGGGUCGCAGUUUGCGCAAUUGUAUUGUAUGUAUUUUAUCCACUGUGCCAUGAAAUCAUGAAUGUCAAAUUAAGUGGAAUAUUGCUAUCUUAAACAAAUACAACUAUUUUACCAAAGAACCGUCAUGCAGCUACCUUUUUAUGUAGAAUAAAGGUUCAGAACUACAGGCAGUCGAGUACUCAAAUGGUUACAUAUGGAAUAAUUGGCCCAAGUGCAAAGAUGACUGUUAUGGUGGCUACCUACACAUGCUAAUAGGCCAGAAGCAGGGCAAAAUAUUGUACAGGUUUUCUGGUAUAAUACGCGUUUCGUUAAUUCGAAUUGGCUAUAACACUAUUGAUGAAUUAGAGUCAUAGAGAUGUACAGCAUGGAAACAGACCCUUGGUCCAA